This is a messenger RNA of Notothenia coriiceps (black rockcod), 2267 nucleotides long. Its product is annotated as transcription factor Sox-9-A-like. The record is from RefSeq and is a predicted model, not a curated record. Gene Ontology annotation, molecular function: DNA-binding transcription factor activity, RNA polymerase II-specific; RNA polymerase II cis-regulatory region sequence-specific DNA binding. Gene Ontology annotation, biological process: morphogenesis of an epithelium; negative regulation of transcription by RNA polymerase II; positive regulation of chondrocyte differentiation. The coding region runs from base 340 to 1779 and encodes 479 amino acids. Gene Ontology annotation, cellular component: nucleus. The transcript is spliced from 3 exons. NCBI's taxonomy places the organism in Eukaryota, Metazoa, Chordata, Actinopteri, Perciformes, Nototheniidae.
CGUUCUGGGGAUUCUACUUGGAGACUGAGAGGAACACUUUACCGUUUCAUCCUGCACAGUUGAAGGCAGACUUUCAACCUGCUGGCUUGUUUUUGCUUCCUCGGACCCACUUGCAGAAAACGCACUCUUCCCAGGAGUCUGACAGAAACGUGUGCGUAAAGACAAUCCAAAUCGGUUUUACGCACGGGAGCAAAAUAGAUUGUUUUGUGCACUUAUCUCAGCUGAUAGACUCUGGUCAUUUUGGCAAGGUAAAGUCUAAUUUAAAGACUUUUCCUUGCGUAAGGCAUCAGAAAGAACUCCUCCGUUUCACGCGUAUUUUGGCACCACACCGCUUUUCGUAUGAAUCUCCUCGACCCUUACCUUAAGAUGACGGAGGAACAAGACAAGUGUCUCUCUGACGCCCCCAGCCCGAGCAUGUCCGAGGACUCCGCGGGCUCCCCGUGCCCCUCGGGCUCGAGCUCAGACACCGAGAACACGCGCCCCUCAGAGAACGGGCUGCUCGGUGUGGACGCAGACUUCAAGAAGGAGGAGGACGAUAAGUUUCCCGCUUGCAUCCGCGACGCUGUGUCCCAGGUGCUCAAGGGCUACGACUGGACCCUCGUGCCCAUGCCCGUGCGCGUAAACGGAUCUUCUAAGAACAAGCCUCACGUGAAGAGACCCAUGAACGCCUUCAUGGUUUGGGCUCAGGCUGCCCGCAGGAAGCUCGCGGAUCAAUAUCCUCACCUGCAUAACGCGGAGCUCAGCAAAACUCUGGGGAAACUCUGGAGACUUCUCAAUGAAGGAGAGAAGCGGCCGUUUGUGGAGGAGGCUGAGCGGCUCCGCGUGCAGCACAAGAAGGAUCACCCGGACUACAAGUACCAGCCCCGGCGGAGGAAGUCUGUGAAGAACGGGCAGAGCGACGCGGAGGACGGCAGCGAGCAGACACACAUCUCUCCCACCGCUAUCUUCAAAGCCCUGCAGCAGGUAGACUCUCCGGCCUCCAGCAUGGGAGAGGUGCACUCUCCGGGGGAACUCUCAGGUUCCCAGGGGCCUCCCACCCCCCCCACCACCCCAAAGACUGACAUCAGCUCCGUCAAGAUGGACCUAAAGCGUGAGGGGGGUCUCCGCUCUCUCUCAGACGGACGCCAGCUCAACAUCGACUUCCGCGACGUGGACAUCGGCGAGCUGAGCAGCGACGUCAUCUCCCACAUCGAGACCUUCGACGUCAACGAGUUCGACCAGUACCUGCCCCCCAACGGACACCCCGCCAUCCCCGGCAGCGUCACGCCAAUCACGUACACCGGCAGCUACAGCAUCAGUGGAGGAGGAGGAGGAGGAGGGGGUCCAGGGAGCCCUCAGAAUACAGCAUGGCUGGCAAAAACCCAAACCCAAACCCAGCACUCUCUGGCCGCCGUCAGUUCCUCCGAGAGGACCCAAAUCAAGACGGAGCAGCUGAGUCCGAGUCACUACACGGAGCAGCAGAGCUCCCCGCAACACGCCGCCUUCAGCCCCUUCAACCUGCAGCACUACAGCCCCCCUGCCUCCACCUACACCUCCUCCAGGGCGCAGCAGUACGACUACUCCGAGCACCAAGGGGGGGCAGGAACAGCUUCUUACUACAGCCACGCGGGGGCGGGACAAAGCUCGGGUCUGUACUCGACUUUCAGCUAUAUGAGUAGCAGCAGUCAGAGGCCAAUGUACACACCCAUCGCUGAUAACGCGGGGGUGCCGUCCGUCCCUCAGACCGGCCCCCAGCACUGGGACCCAGCACCCGUCUACACCCAGCUCACCAGACCAUGAAACCCCCCCAAAAACACUUUGAAUUUGGGGAGGGGGGCUCCCUGAAUCAGACACUUGAAGAGUAGAACAGCUGGACUUGUGAUUGGCUCACGUCGUGCCUUGCUAUCUUGAUAGAAACGAUAUAUAUAUAUUUUUAGAGAGAUGAUAGAAAAAAAAAUCCUCUGUGAGGACUUUUCGAUUGUUGAUAUUUCCGUAGGUACUGUGUAUGUUUCUCUUAUUUUUCUUCUGGCAGUUUGUAACCCAUGGGGGUGGGGGAGAGGUCAUUAUUUGUACCUGUAUGAACAGAAAGCUUUAUAUAUUUCAAAAGGUCAGCAGCUAACCCGCUCUGUUCGACUUCAGUUCUAUCUUGUGCCAUUCAGCAAGUAUGGUUUGUAUUUAAGCUGUUGAUUUGUUUAUUCAAGAAAUGUGUUAUGAUCGUCAGAAAAAGUUAUUAGGCAACACAGAGAAAGAGAGGCUUGAUUUCACAAUGCCAUUUUUGAACACAUAAA